Molecule: messenger RNA, 3018 nt
Organism: Megalops cyprinoides (Indo-Pacific tarpon)
Lineage: Eukaryota; Metazoa; Chordata; Actinopteri; Elopiformes; Megalopidae
Product: epithelial cell-transforming sequence 2 oncogene-like
Exons: 23
Coding region: 70-3018 (982 amino acids)
Molecular function (GO): protein binding; guanyl-nucleotide exchange factor activity
Source: RefSeq, a predicted model, not a curated record
GGCUGGUUAGCGGUUUAGCGAAGUAGCCCAAGAAGUCUAAUCAAGUGUAGCUGCAGAGUUUCCCCGAGAAUGACUGCCCUGGAAGCGGACUUGCUACGGUCCAGAGGACGCGCUAGUCCCCACAGCGUGAAACUGUGGCAGCUGAACGGGACAGAUUUCCAGCCGGCGGUGACAGAGGGGUCGCUGGUGGCCACAGAGACCCGAUUCAGCACCUGGACACCUAUCGGCAACAAGCCGUCCAAUCAGCAGCUUUUUCAGGAAAGGAUGACCCUCAUAUCGCACUGGUUUGACCUGUGGACUGACAGGCAGAGGAAACAGUUCAUUCACAGCAUCCUGACAAGGUGUUCCAAAUCCCAGCUUAACUUCACCAGGGAUUGGUUUUUGGAGGUGGUUCCCAUCAUGCACCUGGACUUCACCACGGUGCUUCCACGCUUCCUGUCCCUCUACAUCCUGUCCUUCCUCAACCCGCAGGAUCUGUGUUCAGCCGCCCAGGUCAGCUGGCACUGGAAGUUCCUGGCGGAGCAGGACUGCCUGUGGUCUCCUAAGUGUGUGAUCCGCGGCUGGUUCCUGCCCUACACCCCUGCGGACGGCGAGUUCGGGGCCUGGAAGAGGCACUAUGUUGCCUGUGCCUCCAGCCUGGACUACCUGACCCCCCGCGAGGCGGAGGAGGUGUACGGGACCCUGAACGAGCCCCUGGGGGACGCAGAGGAGGAGGAGGAGGAGAGGAGGAGAGAGAGAUGGAUCAGGCAGGCCAUCAGGGAGAAGGUGGCGGAGCACAAGAGGCUCGCGCUGAAGGGCAGACGGCCCUGGCUGAGCAGCAGCUGGAGUGCGGGGACACCUGGGGUCAAAGGUCAGGGGUCACGCACGGGCGGGGCAGGGCUGACAGCUGCGCUGGUGCUCCUCGGGGAGAGGAGUCGAAGCCAGCCCUCGCUGUCGCGGCUGCUGGAGCGAGAGGCCCGGUGCUGCUCUGCCCAGGACUCCACCCUCCAGAAGACCCGUGUCACCAGUGCCCUGAGGUCGCUGCCCAGAGGGAGGAGUAUGACUGGAGGAUCGUACCUCAUGGCCAAUUACAGAUCCCAGUCAACAGAACAGCACAGCGCCCCCUACUGCCAGUCUCCUCUCCACCUGCUCCUGGUGUCGUCCCGGGUCCCUGCGUAUGAGCUGGUGCUGAGUGGGGUGCGAGUCGGAGUGGUCCCCCUGCUGUACGACCACAGCGGGACCACGCUGCAGGCGCUGCUGUUCCGGGCGGAGGGGGCGCUGCGGGGCCAGAGGGUGCAGAGCGUGGGGGUGCUGGCUGAGGGGGACGCCGGGGAGCUCAGUCUCACGCAGGGGUGCAGGGUCACAGAGGAGUCCCUCCUGAGCCCGGACGUGAGGGAAUUCUGGGAGAAGCUGUCUGGCUGGGUGGUGCCCAGGACAGAGGGGGGGCGUCUGGACAUCUUUGCCCCUUUAGCAGCCUCUGUGUCAGGAAUGGAGCUGCUCUCCAAGCUCUCCACCCUGACGGGUCUGAAUGUCACUGCACCUACAGGGAUUGCUACUGGAUCGUACCAACACAUUCUCAGUGAUUGGCUGGGGCAGGGCGUGUCUCCGCCCCAGGUGUACUUCAGCGAGGCCCCACUGCUGAGCUGGUGCCGGCAGGCGGAGUGGCUGGAGGAGGCCCUCAGGGGCCUGAGGGUGCAGCUGGGGCCACAGCUCCUGCAGCUGAGGCAGGAGACCAGGGGCCGCGCCCUGGGUCAGUUUCUUUGGGAUGAGGUUGGCCUGUCUGAGGUUGUCCAGUCAGAAGUGACACGUGCUUUGGCAGAGGGGCUUGCUGCACUGUCCAGGGAGAGAUGUGACAGUCCACUGAGCUUCCUGUGCGACUUCCUGCGGAGGAGGUGUGAGGAGGGAAACGGGGCACAGACAGACAGCACGUUUCGUCAGCCUCUCUCAUACACUGACCCCAGAACAGCUCUCAGCCCGAUCAGUAAUCUUCCACAGGCUGCGGGCAGUUUCUCAGACAGGAGGCUGGCUGUGGCAGGGGCGCUGCUCCACAGUGAGAGGGUGUAUGUGCGCCUCCUGCAGGCGGUCGCCCGGGUGUACUCCGACCCCCUCAGAGCCGCCCUCAACUCCAACCGAGCCGUGCUCAGCUCCGCCCACGUCCUCAUGGUCUUCUCCCCUGUGCUGGACAUCCUGGAGGUCAACAGCCCCUUCCUGGCCGAGCUGACGGAGCGUUUGGGGGAGUGGGGCCCCUCCCAGUGCCUGGGGGAUGUGCUGCUGAAGUUUUGCUCCAAGCUGAGGACCUACACCAACUUCUUCAACAACUACCCCACCAUCCUGAGGACCAUUGACAAGUGCAGGGAGAUGAUACCAGCCUUCCGGGCCUUUCUGAGGAGACACGACAGAACCCUGGCCACCAGCAUGCUGAGCCUGCAGGAGCUGCUGCUGCUGCCUGCGUCGCGUGUGGAGGAGUACGCCACACUGCUGGAGGCCCUCCUCCUGCACACGCCCCCUCAGCACCCUGACCAAUUACAGCUCAGAUCCGCGCUGGACUCCCUGCAGCGAUACAAGAGCUUCCUCCACAAGCUGAAGCAGACUGCGGAUGGUGACUCCAGGAUAGCGGAGACUCAGAGGAUGAUCCACAGCUGCCCGAACCUGCAGGAGGGGAACAGGCACCUGAUGGCAGUGCAGGAGGUGGAGCUGCUCCACACCCCCCACGAGGACAUCGCUGCCUCACUCAGGGUGUACGAGCGCGUGGGCGACCUCGGGCUCUUCCUCUUCAAUGACGCGCUGGUGCUGAGUGAGCGGAGCCUCUCCCACCUGCCGUACCGGCACACCUGCGUGACCUCGCACACCUUCCUGGCCUCCGUCGCCCUGCACACGCUGACCCCGCGGGACAUCGCCGACACCAAGUAUGUGCAGAACGCCUUCGCCCUGGAGGGCCCGAAACGGCAGUGGGUCUGUGCCACCGAGCGAGAGGAGGACAAGGUCACAUGGCUGUCUGCGCUACGCAGCGCCAUCAACGCUGCCAUCGGGGAUGAUUAG